This is a messenger RNA of Eimeria maxima, 747 nucleotides long. RefSeq lists its product as hypothetical. The transcript has 3 exons. The coding region runs from base 1 to 747 and encodes 248 amino acids. Lineage: Eukaryota; Apicomplexa; Conoidasida; Eucoccidiorida; Eimeriidae. The record is from RefSeq and is a predicted model, not a curated record.
AUGAGGGAGGCACAAGAGUCAUUGUUGUCUUGUGGUGAUGAUGAAAAGAAGGAUAGGCAGGGUAGAAAUGCGGCAGAGGGGAUAAGAAUUCUCCCUAAGGUUCUCUUUGAGCCCGCACCUCCUAGACCUAAAAUUAUUUCAUCUUCUUCCUCUUUCUCAACUACAGCAAGCACUGUCGAAGAAAAAGACCGAGGAAACCCAAGGGAGUCUGCUACUGCCAACGGGAAUGGAUCUGUAGCAGAAGAAAGGACCGUCUAUGCUUCUGCUGGUACUGGCAGUGAUAGCAUAAUCCCAUUAAAGACAGGACAACGCGCCAUAGGAGAAGGAGCAGACAGCUCAAUGGGGGAACAUGACAACAGACAGGGAGACACAGUAAAGAUUCGUCGCGUGGGAAGAAGGAGUGGCUCCCAGGAGGUGGAGAAGGACGGAUGUAUAAAUGAGGCACAGAAGGAUACUCCGUACCAGACAGAACAGGGACAGAACGAACAAGGGCUACACAGAGCAGGUGCAGAAUUCAGCAAGCAACUAUCAGCCGCCUCCGUUCAAUAUUAUGAUGGCCAAGCUAGGAGGAAGACAGAAGCCACCCAAGGGACUCAGCCUGGCCACGCAACCACACCCGCUUCCUGCAACUUUGUCUGGAAUGGGAACGCUCGCUCAAACUCACGACUUUCACACCUUCUACGCGACGGAGGCCUGUGUACAACGAUGAACGGGAACGAUGCCUUCCAUGUGGACAACUUGGAUUAG